This is a messenger RNA of Tetrahymena thermophila SB210, 669 nucleotides long. RefSeq lists its product as hypothetical. NCBI's taxonomy places the organism in Eukaryota, Ciliophora, Oligohymenophorea, Hymenostomatida, Tetrahymenidae. The record is from RefSeq and is a predicted model, not a curated record. The transcript has a single exon.
AUGGACAUUGAUGAAAUAUUGUAAGAAACAGAAACUUAUAUAGAAUAGCAUAAAUUGUUAUUGAGAAUUAAAUACACUCCUGAAUAAUAAAAUUGCUAAAGUUAGCUUAAAAUAUGCUUGAUAAACCAAUAAAAUAAUCGAUUCUAAAUAGAAAUUAGAGACGAACACAUUUAUAAUAUUUAAAAAGUUGAAAAAGAAAAUUAAGAGUAAAAAGUAAAGCAAACAUAAAAUUAAGAGAAUGAAAUUUUGCACCAAAAUGUUUUACCAUUUAAAUUUAAUUUACUAUGGGUUAAAAUGCUUAUAUAAUUAGGAAGUAUGAAGCAUAGCGCUAUUGAAGAAGAUAUUAAUUUUAUUUUAGAUCAAAAAAAUUAAGAAAAUGAAGAAAUCGUUUAAAUACAAUAUUUGAAUAUUAAUGAAGAAGAUUUAAGUAUAGACCCUAUUUGUAAUUUUUCAGAAGACUAGCUAAUAAAAAUAAAAAAUUAUUAGAGUGAGAUCUAAAACAUCUAAGCAAUUUUAAUGGUCAUUACUUAUAUGGAAUUUAUUAACUUGUAGAUAUAAAUACCUUUAAUAAAAUAAGUUAAAUAGAAACUAACAAGUUAGCAAGAAAUACAAUAACAAUUAUUAAAUCUAUUUGAAAAGUAGAAGAAAAAUAUUUUAAAUUCUGAUUGA